GAAAAUAUUUUAGCACGUGCAGUGGGCGAUUUUAAAUUGUUUAUUUUAUUUAAAACUGACGGAAAUGGACGACAAAACGCUAAUUGAGAGUGUUUGCAAUCAUAAGCGAGACACGUACUUGCCCACAAUUGUGAAAUUUCAAAAUGGAUCACUGGGCAGUGGAAAUGCUGACUUUAGUAUUGUGGAGAGCAAUAGGGAUCAGCGAAAACGCGCUUUGGUCUUAGCUGGCCAACAAAUCUAUAUGGGCGACUUGCAGGAUAGCACAGAGUACAACACGUACAUUUGUUUGCGCAACAAGAGCACCAACAAGGUGCAAAUUGUGCCUGUCCAGCAGUCGCUGUUAGCUAACAAUGUUUACAAACAAUUGGAAAAGAAGGAGCAGAUGCCAGUGCUGAGCAAAGAACAUGCUACUAAGAAGCUUCUCAAGGAGUUUGGUAGCCGCAAAGCCUCACGAUAUGUGAACAACAGCGAACAGAUGAUGGUCAAUGUGGAUGUAGUGCGUCAGGAUCUCGAUGAGACAGUUCAAAAUUCAACGCUCAAUGAAACGAAUGCAGAAGAGGACACACUGCCUGAUGCGAAUGUCAAUAACUUGGAAUAUUUGGCCACUAUAGUACCCAAGUUUGAUAAGACUGCCACCAAAGUGAGUGAGGUCUACGAUGUGGAUGAUGUAGUGCCGCGGCCACUACUCGAUAGGCUAGAUGAAGAGGCUAAAGUCGUCUAUGGUACUCCGGUGGAAUCGCUUCCCAUCGAAUCGGAAUACUUGCGUGAUUGCUUGAAACGCAUUCAAGCUAAAGAAAUUGCCUCUAAAGAGGAUUUUUUGCACAUCAAGCUUAUUAUUUAUAUGGAUGCCCUGCAGACUUUAAUAGGAUUGCGAUCACGUCAAAUGAAAAAGGUUGAACUGUCCGGCAUCACGGAAAAAGUCGAGAACGAUAUAGUUCAACGUUUUGCUGAUCCAAAGGUGGCCAAAUCAUUUACGCGCACAACCUACAGCACUGAGAAAGCUCUUACCCACUUCAUUGUGUUGGCCCUGCUGAUAAGCGAGAAAUAUGAAGUCGACAUGAACGUUUUAUCACGCACACUGCGCACAACCAAGGAUCGAAUCAAAUCCUAUGCCCACAUUGUUAACGCUCGGCCCAAGUCUCGCUCGGAUGUGCUGAGCCUUCGUUUGCCCAGCACUGUACCUGCGCUCAGUACAUCCAAUCGUUUUCAACGCAAGAAAUAAAACACCCUUUAUUGCUGGGACCAUCGAUUAAACAAAA
Messenger RNA from Drosophila willistoni, 1259 nucleotides. RefSeq lists its product as uncharacterized. Bases 65 to 1222 code for a protein of 385 amino acids. NCBI's taxonomy places the organism in Eukaryota, Metazoa, Arthropoda, Insecta, Diptera, Drosophilidae. Gene Ontology annotation, biological process: nucleolar large rRNA transcription by RNA polymerase I; transcription elongation by RNA polymerase I; RNA polymerase I preinitiation complex assembly. Gene Ontology annotation, molecular function: DNA binding. The record is from RefSeq and is a predicted model, not a curated record. The transcript is spliced from 3 exons. Gene Ontology annotation, cellular component: RNA polymerase I complex.